Molecule: messenger RNA, 552 nt
Organism: Arabidopsis thaliana (thale cress)
Lineage: Eukaryota; Viridiplantae; Streptophyta; Magnoliopsida; Brassicales; Brassicaceae
Product: cysteine-rich/transmembrane domain protein B
Exons: 2
Coding region: 48-221 (57 amino acids)
Cellular component (GO): cytoplasm; mitochondrion; plasma membrane
Source: RefSeq, marked reviewed
AAAAUCAUUCAUCAUCUCUCUUAACUCAUCAUUACACAGACAUAGCAAUGGCUCAGUAUCAUCAACAGCAUGAAAUGAAGCAGACAAUGGCAGAGACACAGUAUGUGACAGCGCCGCCACCGAUGGGUUACCCGGUGAUGAUGAAAGACUCUCCCCAAACUGUGCAGCCUCCUCAUGAGGGUCAGAGCAAAGGCAGUGGUGGAUUUUUACGUGGAUGGUAAUUUUAUCUUUUUCAUCUAUCUAUAAUUGUUUCUCCUUUCUUUUCCUUUGUAUAUUGAUCUUUUUUUUCUGUUGCAGUUUGGCUGCAAUGUGCUGCUGCUGCGUUUUGGAUUGUGUCUUCUAGGGAAUCCUCCCACUACACUAUACACACAGCUUCUACUGAUCUUUUUGUCUUGAUUCUUGAUGUUUUCUUUGUACAUUUUUAUAAAGUUUUGAUUGAGUGUUUGCUAUUUCUGAUUUUGUUACAUUUGGUUGUUGUUUUGUAAUUACAUUCUUAUUCUUUUGUAUAUUAGUUAUUUCCCUGUUCUGAGUAGUUUUGACUAUCAUCGAAAA